Daucus carota subsp. sativus is the source of this 1061-nucleotide messenger RNA. RefSeq names its product 12-oxophytodienoate reductase 2-like. Bases 159 to 1016 code for a protein of 285 amino acids. Gene Ontology annotation, molecular function: FMN binding; oxidoreductase activity. Lineage: Eukaryota; Viridiplantae; Streptophyta; Magnoliopsida; Apiales; Apiaceae. The transcript is spliced from 4 exons. The record is from RefSeq and is a predicted model, not a curated record.
GUUUUGGCACCUCUGACAAGACAAAGAUCGUAUGGGAACGUCCCUCAGCCCCAUGCUAUAUUAUAUUACGCGCAAAGAACCACCAAAGGAGGCCUUCUGAUAUCUGAAGCCACCGGAGUUUCUGACACUGCCCAAGGGUAUCCAGACACACCUGGUAUAUGGGAAAGGAACAAGUUGAAGCAUGGAAACCUAUUGUGGAUGCUGUCCAUGCCAAGGGUGGUUUAUUUUUCUGUCAGAUAUGGCACGUAGGAAGGGUGUCGAAUACAGGUUUUCAGCCAAAUGGAGCGGCUCCAAUCUCCAGUACAGACAAGGGCGUUGAUGAUGCACAAUGUUCUCCUCCUCGACGACUGAGUACAGAGGAAAUUCCUCAACUUGUAGAGGAUUUCAGACUCGCUGCUAGGAAUGCGAUGGAAGCUGGUUUUGAUGGAGUUGAAAUCCAUGGUGCUCAUGGAUACCUAAUAGACCAGUUCUUGAAAGAUCAAGUUAAUGACCGAACAGACAAGUAUGGGGGCUCCUUGGAAAACCGCUGCAAACUUGCUCAUGAAAUUGUUGAAGCUGUAACGGAGGAGAUAGGGGCAGACCGAGUAGGCAUAAGGCUUUCGCCUUUUGCAAAUUACAUGGAAUCAGGGGACUCAAAUCCGGAAGCCCUGGGGCUUUAUAUGGCCAGUUCCUUGAAUAAAUACAACAUUCUCUAUUGCCACAUGGUUGAGCCACGGAUGAAAACCUUGGGAGAUAUGGCCGAGAGUCCCAAGAGCCUCGUGCCAAUGAGAAAAGCCUUUCAUGGCACUUUUAUUGUUGCUGGUGGCUAUGGCAGGGAAGAUGGUAAUAAUGCUUUGGCUGAGAACCGUGCAGACCUUGUAGCUUAUGGCCGGCCAUUUCUGGCCAACCCGGAUCUUCCAAAGCGCUAUGAGCUUAAUGCUCCUCUCAACAAGUACAAUAGAAGCACAUUCUAUUUAUCUGAUCCGGUUGUUGGAUACACUGAUUAUCCGUUUCUCGAUGAAAAGUUUUCGACUUAACUGAAGAAACUUGAAAAGCAAUUCUUAGUGUGGUUAUUGUUUCUC